Messenger RNA from Anneissia japonica, 2534 nucleotides. RefSeq names its product Down syndrome cell adhesion molecule-like protein Dscam2. The record is from RefSeq and is a predicted model, not a curated record. The transcript has a single exon. NCBI's taxonomy places the organism in Eukaryota, Metazoa, Echinodermata, Crinoidea, Comatulida, Comatulidae. The coding region runs from base 274 to 2232 and encodes 652 amino acids.
CGCCAGUAGGUAUUAUUAUUAUACAGAGGAGGUGGUCUGUGUGCGCAGGCACUGUAACAGAAUUAAUCGUUGUAGGCAAGUCACCGCACUCGAGAAUCCGGAAGCUGGUAUUCACGAGAUGCAACGACUUUGUCGAGGCAGUUCAAAUGAAGCUCAGUACUCACAAGGGAAUGUGGUGUAGUCUGCACUUGAAGGCUAGACCUCAACACUUGCACGGAUGGGUGUUCGGUAGGAUUUAUAUCGCGGAAAGGUAGUAAUAAAAUCAGCCUGACCAUGGAGGCUAUGAUUUGUAAAUUUUCAAAUGUAAACCUUUUGAUUUUAUGCGUAUUAUGCGUUAUGGUCCACGGUGUAAGAUUCGUCGAACAGCCUAUAGGAGUAACCGUUGUGGAGGGAGAAACUUUUGUAUUGCGUUGUGUAGUGGAGGAUAAAGGAACUAACAAUAUUUUUUGGAAGACUAUGGAUUCUGAUGUGUUACUAAGUAGGGAUACCGAAAUCGACCCUUACAAUAAAUCGUCUACGAAGGAACUAGGAAGAUAUUCAAUAGUCGGGGAUCCGGGAGCAGGGGAAUAUAAUUUACAGAUUGCUAAUGCAAGUCGAGAGGAUUCUGGUCGUUACUCAUGUUUAUUUUUUUCGUCCUUUAACCAAUAUUCACGAAUUGCUACUGUAAAGAUAAUGGUCGCACCUGAUGCGGGAUAUCCGAAAUGUAGCUUCCAUCCAGAAGGAGCUAUAGCCGGUGAUACUGUGCGGUUAACCUGUAGAUCGUCCGGAGGGGAUCCGCCAGCAAGACUGGUCUGGGUCUCCGGGACUGUAAUAUUACGGAUGUACAUGCCACAAAAUCCGAACCCUGUUAAUGAAGUGAGCUACGUAUUGAAGGCCGAAGACUUGAAUAAAAAGUUUACGUGCGCAGCGACUACGCCAGCUUUAGUGGACGCAUUGAGCUGUAGUGUUGUGCCAUAUCGCAAAAAAGUUUUCGUUUUAGUUCAGCCCGUUGCAAAUCGAGUAAUGGAAGGAGAAUAUGCUAAUUUUCGCUGCACGACACAAAAGAAGAAAUCAGGGACAAUUCGCUGGGUUAUUGGUUCAUCCCCAGUCGAUCCGUCCGAUUCUAGGUUUUCAAUAACACGGAAGGGGAAAAGACUUCGGAUAUUAGAAACUACGCGGAAAGAGCAUAAUAACGUGCUAGUUUUAUGUCAGGUUUUAGAUAAAUUUGGUGUAGCCGGCAACGGGAGCGCGAUUUUAUUUGUCGAAUCAUGGGGAACAACACCAGCGGUUAUGACCACUGAUUUAGCGACAGACGUACAGGUAAUUGCACUAGAGUCUAACUCUGAGGUUAGUUUAGUGACGACAAUGGAACCAGUGCUAUCAACAAAUAAGGUGUCGACAAAUAUAAGCAAUAGUGUUGUGCCUUUUGGAACUGACGAAUCACUUUUAGCACAUUCUACAAUUAAGAAAGCUAAGGAAAGUUACAGCGAAACGGUGACGAAAACACCAUUAGUAGUGACAACACGGAAGGCGAUGACAGCUCAACCUUUAACAAGCAACGCCACAAGGAUGAAUAAUUCCGUCUCAUAUACUACCACGUUAGUAAAAAAUGUUGCAAACGAAUUAUUCACAACGGUCAGUGAUGAGACAUCAACAAGGCGACAAGCAAAUAACCAGGACGCAAGUGUUACCCCUAAAUUAUUGGUAACAAUGACAACAAAACAAGUGACUAAAAGAACUGAAUCGUUCGAAAGCACACGAUUAAUGGCAAAAUCUACAAUUGCAUCAAAUUUUGGUAUAUUAUCGUCUGCCUUGGGCAAUGUUCAGACAACAAGACUUACGUCGUCUGGUGUCUCAAUGGAGAUGAAACCAGACGACGAACUCUACAGCACAAAGAAAAAUGUUCACAACACGAAAGAUCGAACAGAUAUUUCAAACAACAUUGUCACUAAGGGAACCAAACAAAACAACUUCGUUUCUCAAAACGCAAUUGAUAUUUUCAUAAACAAAGUCGAUUUUGUUACGGAGAAUAUUACUGAGUCUAAUGAGAAUAAACUACCUAACGACAGUUCAAGCAAGCAAGCCGCGAGCAACAAUGAUGACUUGGGCAGUGACGAGCAACUUGGGACUUCAAUGAAUGUUUUAAUUCUAGGCCUAGUCGGUUUGGUGAUUUUAAUUAUUAUUAUCGUUAUUGUUCUAAGUAUAAUUUACAUUAAACGUCGCCGGGAGACAAGCGAAAUAAAGGCAGUAUAAUAGUCAAUUUGUUAUACUACUUUGAUACGGUAACCCACUUAGCAUCUGUUUCUAUUCGUUAACAUAAUCAUGCAUCAAUUGAACAGACAAUUAUACAGUAUUUGGAAAUUGGUGGUUUGUAAAAUGUUACACUUAAUAGUUUUGAACGGGACCUGGUUUCAUGAACAAUCCGAUAAUGCCAGUGAUAAUGAACAACAUUGCAUCUGAAGGCGUGUACGAACAGACCAAACGAUUUUUUUUCUCUAUCACACAUGUUAAAAAAGCAAAUCUGGCAACAACAAAAAAACAAAAAAAAAAAAACA